Molecule: messenger RNA, 1389 nt
Organism: Priapulus caudatus
Lineage: Eukaryota; Metazoa; Priapulida; Priapulimorpha; Priapulimorphida; Priapulidae
Product: loss of heterozygosity 12 chromosomal region 1 protein homolog
Exons: 5
Coding region: 95-856 (253 amino acids)
Biological process (GO): organelle transport along microtubule; positive regulation of anterograde synaptic vesicle transport; lysosome localization
Cellular component (GO): cytoplasmic side of lysosomal membrane; BORC complex; synaptic vesicle membrane
Source: RefSeq, a predicted model, not a curated record
AAUUAUAAACAAAUAUGUCCACCGGCAUUUGCGCAGAAGCGAAAUAAUAUUAUAAUCAAAAAUACCUCUCGGAAUUUGUGCUCGCUAUUAAAUCAUGGGCUCUGACAACAGCACUAGCACUGCUACAGGGGCCGCCAAACCACCGGCUGGAGCUGACCGCAACCGUUCUUCUCCUUCGUGCUCGUCAAUCAGUAGCGGCGACAUUCCGUACACAUUCUACACUGUUGGACGACCUAUUGGUGAUUCUCCAAAACACCAGCCAAAAGGCAGAAAUCGCUUGCAUGGCUCACCACAGCAGAAAAUAAGAGAGCGGGCAAUUCCCAAGGACAUUGUGGUGGUCAAAGAAGGUGUACACCAUCAGCAUUCAAUAGCUUCUGAUCCCGACUUGAUGGCACUACAAGAGAAUCCAACGUUCCUUCCCAUCAUGCGAGGUGCACUUAAUGUUCCCUCUACUAGCAAUCUGGAUGCAUUGGAUAAGCUUGACUAUAGACAGGUGCUGCUGCUGUGUAUGCGGUAUCAGGAGCACUUGAGGAAGAGCGCAGAUGUUGUGCAGAAUGAGCAGAACGUUAUAUCCAACAGAAUACCUGGUAUUGACUUUGCAAUAUCAACACUGACGAAUAUGCUUACGGACAGACAGAAAAAAUAUGCCAAGCAUGCUGAAAAGAUGCAGAGAGUACACGAUAUUGCAUUGACACUCAAUAAAUCACAGCGACACAUGGAGCAGAUUAUGGGUCUUCUGCAAGAACUCAACGAAAUGCUGCCUGAUGAUCAGAGGUUCGAACCGUUCAGUGUUUUACCACUAGAGGUGUCAGCCUCCACAGAUGGCUCCUCCUCAAGGCAUUCGCCAGUCUCGUGAGAAAUGGUGUUACUAGGAGCAUAGUAAUUUCGGACAAAAACAACAGCCGUUCAUGCAGAACGAUAAGCCUAAUUCACCUGUUUUAUACACAGCAUUACUGCUUGAACGUUUAUUAUAUAUAUAUAUAUAUGUAUAUAUAUAUAUAUAUAUAUAUAUAUAUAUAUAUAUAUAUAUACAUAGUAGAUACUCAUGCCCUCUGGUUGCAUAUUUUUUUUUUGCAAUCUGCAAUCCAUGUUUUAAAAUCCUCUUUAGGCAUGUUGUGUAGUUCCCAAUUUGUCUUCUGAGUAAUUUCUGUUACUAGAUUCAUGUGUUUUAAUAUACUAACCUAUAUAUACCAUUUACAGUGUCACAAAUAUGUAUGUAUAGGUGUCAUAAUAGUGUCAAUGAUGUACUAUGAAAUUAUGGAAUGUGAACUCCGUUUUUUUAUUGACUUCAAUUGUACAAUUGGAGAUGCUUUCCAACAAAAAUAAUUUGUUGCUAAAAGAAAAAAUGGAAUGAAAAUAAAAUCAAAAUGUGCAUUUUAUCAAAUGUAA